Molecule: messenger RNA, 597 nt
Organism: Miscanthus lutarioriparius
Lineage: Eukaryota; Viridiplantae; Streptophyta; Magnoliopsida; Poales; Poaceae
Source: the annotation of a GenBank genome assembly
AUGCUCAACCCGCACCACCAGCGGCCGCUGCCGAGCGGCGCCCGACCCAACGACGGCUCCCUCGUCUGCUAUGGCAUCGUCGUCGCCACCGCGUCGCUGCUCCUGCUUGUCAUCCUCGCCGCCACGGUCAGCAUCGUCAAGGCGUGCGCCCUCGCCGGCGCGGUCGCGGUGGUGUUCAUCGCCGCCGGCUGCGUCUCCCGGCGAUGCGCAGCGGACGGAACGGCUCCUGCCCGGCCCAUGACAGUGGCGAUGCCAGCCGCGCGCGCCCGCGCCGCGUGUGGCCUCGUGGACGCGGCGAUCGACGCGCUGCCGGCGUUCGCGUACGCUCGCCAUGCUGGCACGUGUGGCGCGGAGGGUAGUAGCAGCAAGUCCGGAAGAUGCGCACUCUGCUCGGUAUGCCUGGAGGACGUCGAGGCCGGCGAGAUGGUGCGGCAGCUGCCGGCGUGCGGCCACCUGUUCCAUGUGGGGUGCAUCGACAUGUGGCUGCACUCGCAUGCGACGUGCCCUCUGUGCCGGUGCGACGUCUCGCCGCAGCCAGUUGCUGUGAAGCUGACGGCAGCUGCAGAUCCACGGGAUGGUGCGCUGCCGCCGGUGUGA